AUGAGCGCCAAACCCGAGACCAAAAGGUGGGUUGUGAUAUAUCCCGCUUACAUGGACAGCGAACUGAAGACUUCUCAGGGCAGAAAAAUAUCCAAAGAGGACAGCAUCAAAUCGCCAAGUAUUUUCGAUUUAAAAAAAGGGUGUGAGCUUCUCAACCUCCACUUUGCUCUCGAGAGACAGAAGUAUCCGAGACAGCAGUGGGUGAUGGGGCGGGUCCGUGUUGAGUUGAAAGACGAAAGCAACCAACCAACAUCGUCAUACAAAAACAAACUUGCUGUAAUCAGGGCAAUUUCAAAACAGAUUAAAGUGUGUCGCGAGGAGGCCGAGAAAGAAGCGGCCAAAGAGGCCGGAAAGAAGAAGAAUAAAAAGUAA
Molecule: messenger RNA, 372 nt
Organism: Entamoeba invadens IP1
Lineage: Eukaryota; Evosea; Mastigamoebida; Endamoebidae
Product: signal recognition particle 19 kDa protein, putative
Exons: 2
Coding region: 1-372 (123 amino acids)
Biological process (GO): SRP-dependent cotranslational protein targeting to membrane; SRP-dependent cotranslational protein targeting to membrane, signal sequence recognition
Cellular component (GO): signal recognition particle, endoplasmic reticulum targeting
Molecular function (GO): 7S RNA binding
Source: RefSeq, a predicted model, not a curated record